AAAGUACUUAAGUGUACCCUAAAUAUAGCGUCGCCACCACAUUGGUGCCUUCAAAACGGCACCCACCUAAACAAACGUCGGCAUGGUCUCGCUGUGGUCCUUCCGGCACGUCCUACUGGUCACCUGUCUGCUUGUCCAUGCCAGCCUUCUCGCAGCUUUAGCAGGCGACAUUACUCGUCGUCAAGACGAGAACGUCGAUGCCAAUGGGACUAUCCAGGCAUCGCCAAACAAUGAUGCGGCCACCGAUGUCGUUCAAAGUGCAGUUCCUCCAACGGCUGUUGCCGUCCCCACUGCUGCACCACUGGUGCCUCCUGUGAUGGACGACACUGCGCUUAAAGUCUGUUUGGCGACGGUGGACAAACUCUCGCUUGACGCCGCGGUCGUUGCUAAGCAACGUACGUCUCUCAAGCCUUCGUUCAGUUUCGACACUUGAUGACGGCGGCGACGGAACUGGCCAACGCGGCCCAACGGUCCAUGGAAAAAGAAGCCAAAGAGAACAUCCGAGCGCAAGCCGAGCUGGCCGCGUACAAGCGGAGCCACGUCGAUGCGAUGGCGUCCGAAGUCCAGCUGCGCGAGUCAGCCGAGCGCGAAUUGGCGACGCAAAAGGACGCGUCGUUCGCAAUCGCCAAGGAGUUGGAGGCUCACAAGCAGGCGGUGGACGGGCUCAAAGAUGAACUGUCGAAGGAAAUCGAGCGGUCGCUGGAGCUCAAGCGAGCUGAGGGGGUCGCCGCCACGGCACUGCUGGACAAAGUUGUGGCCUACGAUCUGUUGAUCGACAAGCACAAGGCCCUUGAAAGCGUAUACAACGACGCAUUGGAGCACUUGGCGCAUCCGAUGCUGUCAGAAUACUUGAGGGCCCGAGGCAACGAACUCGGGGACAUGCGCCCGGAACUUCGCGCGGCGCUCGAAAAGGCCAAGAGCGUCAUGGCACUGCCGUCGAACGUCCUCGAGAAGCUUGACCGCGGCAAGCAAGCGCUGCUCCAAGGCCACGAGCACCUCCGCAGCGGCGUCGCGCCGUACGUGGGCGACAAGCACGCAGCGUCGGUGAGCGUGGGGCUCCUGGGGCUGCUGAUGCUGCCGCCGCUGUACGUCGUCUACCGCUUCGUUCACGGCGUCCAGCGCGCGCUGCAAGCCCACCAUUUUGUUCUGGUGCUGAAUUUCGUGGCCUCGAGCUACUUUGCCGUCGUCGGCGCAUCCUCGAUUAUGUACCACGAAGACGUGCUCCACAACCUACAAAAGCACAAUCCCCCCGCGUCCGCCCUGCUUCAGUUUGCCACGCUAGGGGUGUUCAUAGCGCAGUUGUGGUGGAGCGGCGUGUUCGUGCUGGUUCUGCUCGACUCGCGCCUGAAGUAUGCCCAGCUGGUCCACGUUGCAGCGUCGGUGGGGGUCGUGGUACACUACUACGAGCACGUGUGGACGCUCGCCAUGCUAGACCAGGAGCACCAGCUGCAGGACUCACUCUUCUUCAUGUACGCGGUCGUGUACGCCGCGGGACUCGUGCCGGCGCUCGUCAGCGGCGCCAAGCUCGUCAACUGCAUCCAAUCGACAUCCGUGGUGGCGAGACCCCUCGACAGCUUGAAGCGGUCGUGAGGAUCAAAUCGACACGAGGGAUGUGUAGCGAGUAGUAGCAUGAAAACAAGACUACAAGAAGAUUCUGCCUUAUACAUCGAAGCGUUUAUGCA
This is a messenger RNA of Aphanomyces astaci, 1682 nucleotides long. RefSeq lists its product as hypothetical. The record is from RefSeq and is a predicted model, not a curated record. Bases 433 to 1590 code for a protein of 385 amino acids. NCBI's taxonomy places the organism in Eukaryota, Oomycota, Saprolegniomycetes, Saprolegniales, Verrucalvaceae. The transcript is spliced from 3 exons.